Molecule: messenger RNA, 408 nt
Organism: Penicillium verrucosum
Lineage: Eukaryota; Fungi; Ascomycota; Eurotiomycetes; Eurotiales; Aspergillaceae
Exons: 2
Coding region: 1-408 (135 amino acids)
Source: RefSeq, a predicted model, not a curated record
AUGUCUUCCAGCUGUCCUUCGGUUGUCUACUCAGCCUCUUCCUGCAGCGGAACAGGCUUGCAAGCAAGAAUCAAGGGCAGAGAACUAUCUCAAUCUGUGUCUUCGGCAAUGGUUGCAGGCCCGCAUCCGACAACCCUUGCACAUGAAAAUGUACUCAGUGUUACGCCAAACCCAUUGCGAGUUCCUGUGAUGCUCGCAUCCGUUGUUCUCGUGUUGUUGCAGGUCAUAGACUAUCUGGUUGAAUGCAUUUUGGCGGACAUGGAUAUUGGCAUUGGCCGGCACCUCCUCAUCUACCGCUUGGAUGGCCAUUUCCUCGAGCCUAUUCUCGUGCCAGAGCGGGCACUCACAUGUUUUCCAAACCAAACCACACACAUAGCAAAAUUCGCGUCCGCAGCUGCCAAUCAUUAG